Messenger RNA from Mercenaria mercenaria, 1196 nucleotides. RefSeq lists its product as uncharacterized. The coding region runs from base 32 to 1195 and encodes 387 amino acids. Lineage: Eukaryota; Metazoa; Mollusca; Bivalvia; Venerida; Veneridae. The transcript is spliced from 8 exons. The record is from RefSeq and is a predicted model, not a curated record.
ACGAUGCAGUUGAAACUUAGCGAAGCCUAAGAUGGCGCGGGAUUUGAACAAAUUCUUCGCUCAACACAGAAAAAGUCACACACGCUAUAUAUCAAGUGUUGAUUCUCUCAUAGCAAGGUAUGAAGAUGUUGGUGAUAAUGAACUGGAUUCUGUUGUUGAUCUUUCAAGCUUCGAGGUUUUCAAAGACAAAAAAGAUAUAUUUCGCAGAGGAAAAUUUGUUGGUUCAGCAUCUCAUUCUGUUCGUUCUAAUGAAAAAUGUAAAGAUUAUACAUUGAAAGAGAGAAUAGAGGAGGAUGAAUCCAUUUUGCCUGAGGAGGAAGAUGAUUCCGAUCCAGACUCCAAGAAUGUGGACUUUCAAGUACUCAGUGAUCUGAGUACAUGUGUUGCUAGUUUCCUUGAGGAAGGUGAGCCAGAACCAAGUGAUGCUGAGACCUUGAGUUCAACAUCAACAGACUCGUAUGAAACAAUUCUCAGUGACUAUGAUGAUACUACGCAGGACAGUUGUAGCCAGGAAGAAGAUUUCAAAUAUACAGAAAAAUGUGGGGAAGAUGAGCAUCUAUAUGACGAGAUUGAUGGAGAUCUCUAUAGGCAGAUCGACAAGGAUGCACCUCAAAAUAGAACUAAUCAGUCAAAAAACACACUACCUCAUCUCAACAGUGAGUUCUCUGAGAGAGAUGAAAGGAUCCACAAGAAUGAAGAAAAGAGACUGGAUGAAACCUUUGUAAUUGAGGAUUGCAAGAAGUCAAAUAUAAAUGGAACUGCCAAUGCACAUAAUGUAAAGAAGUGUUCAAGACAUGUCACUGCUGAAUGCAACAACAGCUCCACAGUAGAUAAUUAUGAUAUUGGACAUAGUGAAGUUACCAAACAGAACUCUGGUCAUAAUGUCCGUAACAGUUCUUCACAAGGAAUAAAUGUAAGAAAGAUUUUAACACAUUUCACACCUUUCCAUGAAGAUGACAUGGAUAAUAGAAGAGGAAGUGUCUCAGGGAAUUACUUAAAUAACAAGAAAGAACUUUGUAUAAAUAAUGAACACGGAGAAGAUACUCAAAGGGAAAUAUACACAGAGAACAGUUUGUUCUCUGAGGACAGUAGGUGUCUAGAUGGUAAUUCGAAUCGAAUAUAUGAAAUACAGAACAACAUACAGCUUGAAAUAGACAAGCUUGACACGUCUGGACAUUUCCAGACAAAAGGGUGAU